AUGUGGAAAACAAAAACACUAGAACCCAUGCUUUGUAGCCCUGUAAAACGCUCUUCGCCUAACAUAGGGACACCAUAUGCCCAAUCUUCGAAGAGAGUCUCAGAUACGGUUAAAGAGGAUGUGCAUCUUCCUCCCUGUUCGUCGAUCAUGCGCGCCUCAAUUACUUCUGAAGUAAAUCAGGCUCAAUUACCACCCCCAGCCUACCAUUACGCUCCCUCUCCUCUGCACCAGACAGAAGACCCUGUUUGGAGAUCGGGUUCCAACUCUGUUAUUUUCUCGCCAGUUGUAGCAUCACCACAGCCUUUUCCCUUAACGUUCAUUGAACGCCAAUCUUACUGCUCUGUUUAUUCAACAGCAACACCUCCAUAUAGUCCCCAGUCUGUGACCCCACCUAUGCAACAUUUUCAAAAUGAAAGUCGUAGGUCGGCGAGCGAUGGACAAUACUCUCUCACGAAUGUUCAUACGGGGCAAAAUCCUGGGACACUGCUAUCCCAAACACAAACAGACUUGGAUCUUAUACAAAAGCAAUUACGUGCCGUGGUGAAGCUACGGAAGCAAUGUCCUAUCUGUGGGAAGGUUUGUUCAAGGCCUUCGACGUUAAGAACGCAUUAUUUAAUACAUACAGGAGAUACACCCUUCAAAUGCACUUGGGAACACUGUAAUAAAUCUUUCAAUGUUAAAAGCAACAUGUUAAGGCACUUGAGGACACACCAAAAGAAAAUAGCAAAGAAAAAACAUCAGUGA
Molecule: messenger RNA, 744 nt
Organism: Saccharomyces eubayanus
Lineage: Eukaryota; Fungi; Ascomycota; Saccharomycetes; Saccharomycetales; Saccharomycetaceae
Exons: 1
Coding region: 1-744 (247 amino acids)
Biological process (GO): regulation of transcription by RNA polymerase II
Molecular function (GO): DNA-binding transcription factor activity; RNA polymerase II cis-regulatory region sequence-specific DNA binding
Source: RefSeq, a predicted model, not a curated record